Parasteatoda tepidariorum (common house spider) is the source of this 2676-nucleotide messenger RNA. Its product is annotated as lysosome-associated membrane glycoprotein 5. The record is from RefSeq and is a predicted model, not a curated record. Gene Ontology annotation, cellular component: plasma membrane; late endosome membrane; lysosomal membrane. Lineage: Eukaryota; Metazoa; Arthropoda; Arachnida; Araneae; Theridiidae. Gene Ontology annotation, biological process: establishment of protein localization to organelle.
GCGGCACAAAGAAUAAAAGCGAAGAGCAAAGAUCCUCUUCUUCACCCAACAUCAAUCCGAAACUUACGGAUGGAGUGAAGCCUGUUCUUGUAUUUUAAAGUUUUGUAAUUUAAUUAUUAGAAUUGAAAUCCAAUCAGUUUGCUAUCCCGAAGAUUUAUUUAUGAAAAAUAGCUGCUAAUUUUUUUUAAAAUGCUUCAUGUAUUCUUUAAAUCUUUUAAGUUUUUAAUAUUACUUUCCUCAUGCAUACCAUUGAUUCAUGGUUUACGUAAAAGACAAAGUGAAGAAGAAAUUAUUACUACAACUGAGAGUAUUUUGACUGCAAUUAAAAAUGUGGCGGAAAAGGUUCAAAAUGAGGAAAUAAAACAAUUUGCUGAAGAAACAGCUAAAGCAGUUAAAAAUGAAGAGGCAGAGAAAGGAAAAUCUAUUAAUGAAGAUGCAGUUGAAAAGGUAGUAGAAGAUGAACUCAAAGAAAAAGUAAAAGAAUCUCAAGAACAAUUCAAAGAAAAUGGAGAAGAAUUUGUUGAAGAUUUAGAAAAGUUUAAAGCUACAAGAGAUAAGGAACAACUUCAAAAAGAUUUAGAAAAGUUUAGAUCUGUAGAAAUCCCAAAAGAGGACAAUUCAACUACAUCAACAAUGAUUCCUGAGGAAAAUGAAGAAGAGGCCAUUCCUGAAGAAAAAAUUAAAAAUGGCAAAACCAGUGAUUCUAGUCCAGAAGGGGCUUAUGCAGUCUGGAAUACUAAGGGAAAGAUAUGCCUUUUGGCCAGGUUUGAAGCUGAUUUCGUAAUUACUUACCCCAGUAAAGGAGGAGAGGAGAAAGCAGAUGUUAAGGUGAAUAAGACAGGAAUAGCUAAAGGGACAUGUGAACAUACAUCAAAGACACCAUUGUUGCAAAUUUCAUGGAAAAAAUAUCUCUUUACAAUUAUGUUUAAUAAGACUGGUGAGGACACUUGGAUUGUAACUUCCAUGGAAUUAACGUAUGAUACAUCAGAUCAUUUGUUUGAUAGAGCUACCAAUGCUGGUAAAAAGACUGCUAGGAGCCAACCUCUCAGUUUGUUCGAAACUCCUCUAUCAAAAUCAUUCUAUUGCCCUGGUGAAGAGGUGGUGAAAAUGUAUGUCCAUGAAAAGCAUGUAGUUACCGCUAGGUUGAAGGAUAUUUAUCUUCAACCAUAUGGAGUUGAAGAUGGACAGUUCUCUCCUGCUCAAAGAUGCAAUAAAGUUGUUAUUGAUGAAACACCUUACGUGCAAGAUGAAACAGUACCCCUUGCAGUAGGUUGCACACUUGCUCUGAUUACUUUACUAGUCCUCCUGGGUUUCUCAUUUCAUCGAGCUUACAACGCUGCAAAAGUGGAUUAUAACACAAUGGAAUAAAGAAACUCAUCCUUUAUCCCUAAAAUCUCCUAGGAGAUUAACUGUUGUGUAUAUCUAUCCAGCAGUAUUGCAAAUGUAUGCAAGUAUGCAGCGAUGUUAAGCAUCUUAUUAGUAAACUUUUUAGGUUCAGAAUUUGAGGACUACACGAUUUUACGUGAUUUGAUAAUUUUGAUUUCAAGAUUAUGUGAAUAUUAUAGGUUUACCAAAACAAGAAGGGAUUAAUUAAAGCCUGCGUGAUUGGAAUCAAGAUACUUAGCUUUUGUUAUUUGCAGCAUUUAAAUUUCAUAUGUAAGCAGGCGAGAUAAAAAGUUUUUGAGAAAGCCUCUCAAAAGGAAAAGUAUACUUAAUUCUUUCGUAGAGUAGAUUUUUCCAGAUGUUAACAGGUCUAAUUGUUAUUAUUGUAUUGCACAUUCUUAUCAUAAUGAUUGUUUUGUUAAAUUUUAUUGGACUAAAUUAUAUAUAUAUAUAGUCUAAUUGCUCUAAAGAUUAAAUAUCCUGGUUACAUGUAAUCUAAAAUUCUGGUAUCUCAUUAAAUUUUCAUAACCACUGUGGAUUCUUUUGUAGAUUCGAGGAAACAUUUUUUCAUAUCUGUUAACUAUGUAGGAUUUUACAAAUGAGUGUUAGUCAUAAGACAAGUUAUUAACUGAUACAUAAAAAUUAAAAACUUUUGUGAUACUUGUUCUAAUAAGUUAGAAGUCUUCUUGACAUAAAAAAUAUUGAUGUAUCUGUGUUAAUUGUAAAAAAAUUUCAUGUCUGAUUCGUGUUAAAAUUUAAAUUUUGUUCAAUUUUUUUUUAAAAUUCAACUAUAUCUAAUUUUUUCCUUUACAUUAUGUUAAGAAACUAAAUAAAAACUUGUUUUUUUAUGAUAGUUAUAUUAUUUAUGCUUACAUUUAUUUAUUUUAAAAAUAAUUUCCUUCAGUUGUAAAAGUUGUUAAUUUUUUAGAUGUAUACAUAUCCAUUGAAAUUUUUUUUUAUUAAACAUACAUUUUGUUCUUGCGAGUUACGCAUAGUUACAUAAGAAGUGAAAGAGAGACUGGAGUUAGCUAUAACAUAUUUAUAGAUGUUAUGAACUAUUCAUAAUAUAUGUGUACUUAUCAAGACAAUUGUCAUCGAAACUUAAAGUAGUUGCAAAUCUGCCUUGUUUAUGCCUUUGGAAAACACUAUGCAAUAUGAUGCAUGUUUUGAAAAUUCUUUCUAUGCAUUGAAAUAGCUUUAACAUAGUUGUGUGUCAUAUUUUUCUUUGUAUUAGAAUUAGCACUGAAAAAUUGGAUUAUGAUGUAUUUUUAAUAAAAAUACUUUUAUUGCAUA